CUAUUGUUCUAGGUGCAUUGUGGGAUAGCAUCAGUCCUCCUGCUUCCAAACCCCUUAUCCUUAUAGAAAGAUGGCGGCCUCGGCAGAUUGUUGUCCCAGUUCGUAUCCUAACUUUGCCGUCGUUUGCUCUUUUUUAGAUCGUUAUGGGGCACUUCUGGAACUACCCAAAUUCACCUUUCCCCAGUUAGAACGAUCGCUGCAAGAAAAGAGCUUAGUUCCCAAACCACUAAUGGAACUCCAUUUGAAGUUAAUGCGAAAGACUGGAAGGACUAUAACAGCAGAGAGAUGGGAGAGGAGCCUGGUUAAGAUGUGCCAAGAUUUCAACCGUACUCUCGCCUGGGAGCUGGAGCAGAAAGGAUACCAACAAAUGACAGUAGAGUACAAACUUGGCAUACUUAAGUACUUAUGUGAAUGCCAGUUUGAUGACAAUUUAAAAUUUAAGAAUGUUAUUAAUGAAGAGGAUCCUGAUGAAAUGCGUCUAUCUCCACUUGGCCGAGAUAAGGAAGGUCUGAUGUAUUGGUAUCAAACUGAUCAGGAUCACAACGUAAGACUCUACGUAGAAGAGCAAGACGACCAGGAUAACAGUUCGUGGAAAUGCAUUGUAAGGAGCAGGAAUCAGCUUGCUGAAACCUUGGAACUUCUUAAGGGCCAAAUAAGCGCUACACUUUUGACUAAACCUGAUGACCAAGAUGGCUCUUCGAGUAGCAGCCCAACAACAGAAUUGGAAGGCAAAACUGUAGAUGGGGAAGAGGAAAAAAAAGUGCUUGUGAAGAAAGAAGAAAAUGACAUUGAAAAAACAGAUGAUCCUGCAGAAGAAAAAGUGGGUAACAUUAAACAAGAAGUCAAUGAAGAAUGGGACAAUAAGUCUGCCGAAUGCAAAAAAGAAAUUGAAAUUAAAACAGAUGGCACAGGGGAUCAUAAAAAUGAAAACGAAUUAAAAACAUUUUCUUCUGCAGAGGUUACUGCCCUUAAGGAAACGGAGUGCACUGAGGAACCAAAAAGUAUCAAAGAGGAAAGUAAACUACAUCAAGAAAACAUCAAGUCUACUAAAAACAAUGUUACAGUAAUUAAAGAGCUAAAGGACUUCAAAACAAAGGACUGCACCAUGAAUGCCACUUUUCAUGAGCCUGAGAAACAGCAGGUCUGCAUUCUGGUUAAAAAUGUGCAAGAAACUUCUGAAAAAACUAGUGAAGAAGCCGAGAAGAUCCUUAAGAAUGAUCAGCAAGCUAAAAUACCACUGAAAAAACGUGAACUCAAGUUAACUGAAGAUUUUGAUGGCUCAUUGAGGACUGCUUUAACCAAGUCUUCCGCACCUGUUAAAGAUGCUUUGAAUGAUGGUAAACUAGAGGAAGGAUCAAUAAGAACAUCUCCAGUGGAAUUUCUGAGUUCUGAUAAAACAAUAAAACGUUUGGUAAAUGGAGAGGUAAUGUUUAACACUGAAGACGGCUGCCAUAAAAUUGGGAGACCAAUGGAGGAAGACUUGAAAGGCAGUAAAGAUAAAAUCAGUUUUACUAAGGAAAAAACUGUGAUUGUUAAAAAUAUGGAUAAAAAAUGCAGCACUGAGCCCUCUAAUAUGAACAGUAAACUGAAAGGUGGUACAGAAAGAAGAGUGAUCUGCAUAGGUAGUACGGUUGUACAGGAUCAUUCAAACUCUAGUCAAGAACUGUUGUCAAAAGAUGAGCAGCUUUGUAUAGAGGAAGACAGGGUCAGGAAGGAGAUUAGCGCAAAGGAUGCCCUAGACCUUUCUUCAAAGAGUGAACUGCUGCCCAAGGGGGAUGGAAAACCUGAAGAGCCACCCAAGGCGGAUGAUAAAGGUGAAAGCAAACCUGAGCAGCUGCCCAAGGUGGAUGGCAAAGGUGAAGGCAAACCCGAAGAGCCGCCCAAGGCAGAUGGCAAACCCGAAGAGCCGCCCAAGGCAGAUGGCAAACCCGAAGAGCCGCCCAAGGCAGAUGGCAAACCCGAAGAGCCGCCCAAGGCAGAUGGCAAACCCGAAGAGCCACCCAAGGCAGAUGGCAAACCCGAAGAGCCGCCCAAGGCAGAUGGCAAACCCGAAGAGCCUCCCAAGACAGAUGGCAAACCCGAAGAGCCUCCCAAGACAGAUGGCAAACCCGAAGAGCCUCCCAAGACAGAUGGCAAACCCGAAGAGCCUCCCAAGACAGAUGGCAAACCCGAAGAGCCUCCCAAGACAGAUGGCAAACCGAAGAGCCUCCCAAGACAGAUGGCAAACCCGAAGAGCCUCCCAAGACAGAUGGCAAACCCGAAGAGCCUCCCAAGACAGAUGGCAAACCCGAAGAGCCUCCCAAGACAGAUGGCAAACCCGAAGAGCCUCCCAAGACAGAUGGCAAACCCGAAGAGCCGCCCAAGGCAGAAAGCAAACCUGAAGAGCUGCCCAAGACAGAAGGCAAAGGUGAAGGCAAACGCGAAGAGCCGCCUACGGUAGAUUAAACCCGAAGAACUUUCUUGUUCCUCAGAAACAGAAAAUCAAGUACAGUUAGCAAGUACAGACCAUUCUGGUGAGCACAAAGUAGAUGAAACAUCAGAGAAAGUCUGUCUGUCCAAAAGAACUAAAAAAAGUAAAGCGCGUUCCAAAAAACGAUUUUUUUCUAAUAGGAAAGAUUCUCGGAGGAGGAGGAGGAAUAAAGUAUCAACUGUGACAUCAAUUGCUGGAAAUUCAGUGGAAGUGAAAGAGACCUCGGCAGAAAGGUCUAAGGAGUCGCCAUCAGGAGAUGAUCUCCAGUUGCAAAACAAACGUAAGUUGGAAGCAGAAAAGGAAAACUCUGAGACAGCUGAACUCGGUGUGCCUGUUAAAUGCAUCUCUGGGUAUGUGCCAACCUCAAAAAAACGUAAGGGAGAUCUGAAAUGUGGAGCAGGAAUUACUGAAGUAAGAGCAAAAGGAAGUGACAAGACUACUUCUGAAUAUUGUAGUAAGGUUAAGGAAAGCAGGACUAAGGAGAAGUGGACAUCUGAAGAGCAAAAAGAUGGUAUUAAGUUAACUUUAAGGAUCUCGAAUAAAAGAAACGCAGAUGAACAGCUGAUACCCCAGAUAAUCAGGGUUAAAACAGAGGAACGUGAGCAGGUAGGUAUGGAUAACAGUGGACUAGCUUUACGGAGGUCUCCAAGAAUAUCUAAACCUACCGCUAAGGUGGCAGAGAUACUGGUUAGGAAAAAUGAGAAAAAACGAAAUGAAGAGGAAGAGAGGCUAGCUGCACAAAAGCAAGUAAAGGAGGAAGUUCCAAACCUGGAGAGAGACUCUCUCAUCCAUCCAAACAAGUCUGAAUUUUAUUUAAGGAGGCAUGUGGAGAAAAAUGCCACAGCGAUUCCAUAA
Molecule: messenger RNA, 3325 nt
Organism: Protopterus annectens (West African lungfish)
Lineage: Eukaryota; Metazoa; Chordata; Ceratodontiformes; Protopteridae
Product: remodeling and spacing factor 1-like
Biological process (GO): regulation of DNA-templated transcription
Cellular component (GO): RSF complex
Source: RefSeq, a predicted model, not a curated record